GUGCUGGGUCCCUGCACCUGCCCACCGGUGACUUGUUUAUCUCUCUGGCUGGGAAACAAGCUCCACAGACCGAGAUCUGUCCACACUGUUUGCUAUGCCUUGAGCAGUCACUGGCACACAGCAGUACCACCACACAUCUGGUAAACAAUAUGUAAGCAAAUUUCCCCUCGAAAGCGUCCCAUCUGAGAUGUUUCUAGAACAGGCCAGACCCCCAGGCUGCCCUGGUGCUUGUGUAAGGGGGUGCCUGACACCUUGCAGCAGGCCCAGGAAGACUCCAGGCUAGAGCCCUGCCAGGCUUAUGUGUCAUCAAGGUCACAAGUGCUGGCACCAGCACUCAGCAAAAAUUAGAAGGCGGCCAGCAUGUCACAGGAUCAUAGGUGCUGGUGUAACACACAGUAAAAAAUACUGUGUUGCACCAGACAGGGCUGGCAGACCUCUGAAGUCCCUGUGAGGGUCCCGUGGUGCCCCCAGGCUCUCCCAGCACCCUCUAAUCUGGCUUUGGUCUCUACCUAUAGUGAAACUGUCUCUAAGUCCAGGCGAGGCGGCUGCCCCACCCCUCACCCUUCAGUGUAAACAUUUCCCAGCUUCCCACAGGCACAGACACAAAUGCCAGGCUGGCAGCUGCGCCAAGCCCCGCCCUCCACCCUGUUUUCCUCUGAGAACCUUCCUAAGCGCUGCUAUUUUGAGCUUUCCUGACAGUGAUUGACGACUGGAGGAAACAUUUAAAAGCAGCAGUGGGUGUCUGGGUUUGCCAGACAGCUCAGGAGAAGAAUCCACGGCACAUCGCCCUGAUUGUUCGAGAGCUAGAGACGCAGCUGUGACUACCCACCUCUGGGUGCUUCCUUUGGUUUAGACAACCUUUACUCAUCAAGACUCCCCGCCACCCUGUCUGCUGACCCACAGCAAUGAGGUCCCGGCUUCUGCUGCCCGUGCCCCACUUGCCAACGAUUCGGGAAACUUCAGAGGAGUUGUCACAUGGGGCACCUGGGCAGGAACCCCCAACCUCUCCCAGCCUGGACGACUACGUUAGGUCCAUCUGUCAGCUGGCACAGCCGACCUCAGUGAUGGACAAGGUCAUAGUCCAGAGCCGACCCCACAGACCCUACCGGCCAGCCUGGACUAGAGAGAAGAGACGCCAGGCCGAGUCUCUAGGAGACAGCUCUCCUUGCUUCAGCAGCCUGCAGCCCACACUGCCCUCUCCUGGCACUGACAAUCCUCUGGACUGGCUCUUCGGGAAGUCCCAGGAACAACAGACAGAUAGAAGAGACCUGCCCAAUGGGACCAGCUCUUUUGGUCACGGGGGUGUACACAGGCAGAUGGACAAGGACAUGGGGAGGCUGUGUGAGGCCAGGGUACCCGAGUACUCCCUGGGAAGAAAAUCAGGGCAUAGGCAGCAGACCUCCAACCUGAAAAGCUGGACUUCUAGAAAGUCUCACCAGGCCUCGGCCUCCGGCUCCGGCUCUCGCCCCAGCAGCCUCCUCAGUACACUCUACCUGCAUCUCCCAGUGAUCCAUGAACUUUAACCUCUCCCAGCCAAAGUUCAUGAAGAAUGUUGUGGGUCCCUGUGACCUCCCCAGCUUCCCUCUCCUGUGGACUCCUCCUGGCAGGUCUGCAGGGACUGGGCAAUUCCUAGUGAGACCCAUCAUCUAAAGAGUGCUGACAGUCUGGCUCCCACAAUGCAACCUGACUGGUACCAUCUGUUUGUGACUGGCUGGCUGGUGACCACGAAGGAGUGACUUGGUGUCUCUAUUCCUUGGUUUUAUCAUGGUUAAAAUGACUGUGAGUGGAGUGACCACCUCUCAGAUUGUUCUAACGGAGAAAUGUGUGCUGUACUCUGGGUGUCCGCCAAAGUCUCAUGUGAAACCAAGGGUCAAGGGCCAAGGGAGGGGGCGGUGUCUCAGCUCCCUAAAGCAGUGGUUUCCAACCUUUCUAAUGCUGUGACCCUUUAAUAUGUUGUUCACGUUGUGGUGACCCCAAAACAUAAAAUUAUUUUUGUUGCUACUGUCA
Molecule: messenger RNA, 2007 nt
Organism: Peromyscus californicus insignis
Lineage: Eukaryota; Metazoa; Chordata; Mammalia; Rodentia; Cricetidae
Gene: Depp1
Product: DEPP autophagy regulator 1
Exons: 2
Coding region: 906-1523 (205 amino acids)
Biological process (GO): regulation of autophagy
Cellular component (GO): mitochondrion
Source: RefSeq, a predicted model, not a curated record